AGGUAAGUGGCAUAGCUAAAAUACUGAGUAAAGAUACCCUGUAUAAUCUUCUACAGCCUAAGACGAUCCCUCAUCAGUGCGAAGAUUUAAGAAUUGCAGUGAAAAUAAAACGUGAAGAAAAAUAGGAUCAAAUUGGAGUUAACCCUAAAUUAUCAGAGUGCCAACUGAGAAACUUUUUUUGACAGUGUGCUGCCUUUGAAAAGGUGUUUACUUUUAGAGAUCCAUUACUUGUGAGAUGCCUGGGCUACAUCUGACUUAGUUAUUAGCUUAUGCUAAAUCCUGAACCGAAACUUCACCUGGGCCUUCAUCUCAGAAAUUAACGUGGUCUGAAAGGGCUCCCAGCUGCAAAUGUCACCAGAGAACUUGGCCUUGGAAAAAAGAUUUCACUGUGUUCUCCAAGAUCUGGUUUCCAGAGAUUCUCUCCCUCUACCCCCCCCCACCUCUCACCCACCUCUCAGGGAAGCGUGUGAAGCUCAGUGUCCAGGCACCAUUUAUCUGCCAUCGUGAUGGGCUGCCAGUCCCCUUCCCAGGUGGUACCUCCCCAUCUACACAGGAGCGGGCUUCCCGCCUUUGCAAGCGGAGGUGGCAGGAAUGUGUACAGGGCCUCCCCAUCCGCCCAAGCUGUCUCGUCAUAGGUGUGGUGUGAAGGAACAUGAAAACAUGUCACUCCCCACUGUGAAGGUCAUUUUCCUAUAGACUCUUUAAUUCCUAACUUCCACCUUUUUUCUAGUUUUCUAAUCGUUUAGCUUAUUCUUAGCAUCAGGCUGGGGAGCAUUUUGAAUGAAAGAAAAUAUUGCUGGUGAAUUCCUUUCAGUGAAUGCACAGCACAGAGAGAGGGAGCUUUCUUUAGAGGGUGUUUUCACAGACUGUCUUCCGUAUUCAUUUGCGAUGUGUCAUGAUUGACGAAUGUGGGCAACUUCAGAGUGUCUGACACAUACGGAAAACGUGGAGACUGGAGAGAAAAGUUCCAGUAAUGCUUAGGCCCCAAAGUGGGGCUAAAGGCAGUUAGUCUGCUUGGAGGGGACGUUCCCCCAGGGGCGAGCAGCCUUGCCAUCUAGAGACUCAGCUUCUCUCUUCAGUCAGCGGAGGCUUUUUUUUUUUUAAACAAUGAAACCUCUCUGGCUUUUUCAAUGCCACUUUUUAGCUUCCAAAACAGGAAGAGGUUGUCGAGGAGCCAAAAACGCCCUGGAAAUGAAUCCUGGGGGGUCUGUGUCAAGGAGCAGAACUUGGCAGCACACAGCUGUGAGCCGAGGGAGGGGAGCAGCAAGAGGGUGGCAGGAGCACAGUGCUUCCUUCUUGGUGGGGGCAGGGGUGGGGGUCCCCGACACCAGACCCAUUGGGGGGAAGAGGAUUCUAAACCGUGAAUGAUGCUGCCCACAUCUCCUACACCAGCAUGCUGUAGACUGAGCAUCAGAUUUGUCAGGUGUGCUGGAGGUGGAAAAUGUUGCAGUUCCCUGGCCUGGGUGGCUGGGCUGGGGCACGUACUGCAGAGCAGGUACGACCUCAGUUGCCAGUGGUUUUAUGGUCUGAGAUUGAGGCCAGAACAGCUCACAGGGACUGGUAGAAAUGCAUCAUACCACAUACAAACGGAUCAGGUCUGAGUGGCCAACCCCGAAGCAUCUGGGAAACCCUCAGGGACCAGGGAGGGGCUGGAGGGGUCACCCGCCAGCCCAGGCCUCCAUUGGUAUGCUGUGUUACAGGACAUCCUUUGCCGUGGACCUCUGACUUCCUCUCAUGGGAAGUGGUCCAGGUUGUGAGGUUUUCUCGGGGUGUGGAGGUCACCAGAGCUGGCUGUCACCUAGCUGCUUUGUGUUCUGUUUCCUCAAAACAGAGCAUCCAAGACAGAACCCUACUGACUCAAGGCAUCCAAGGUUUAUAAUCUCCUGUUUGCUCAUUCACUCAUUCGGUGUGUAUUCUCUGAGCACCUGUCCCAGUCCAGGCACCACCUUAGGCUUUGAGGACACAGUGGAACAGCCCGAGAGGAUCCCCAUUCUGACUUACCAGGCAUUCAGUGGACCAGCCGCAGACUGCUCGAGGGGCCUCUCAUUGUGUCUUUCUGUUGCUGCAACAUUGAAAUUCCAACAAUCCUGUAGAUGAGGCAUUAAGAGCAGCCAGCACCAGGCGACGUCCUAUGGGUGUGUCGGGCAGGAGGUGAUAUUUGACGGGCUGCAGGCGCGGGCUGUGGAGCCAGGGCACCAGGCAGUGGGUGAGAGCAUGGCCUCCCGGGACCCGCCCGCCACCACCUACGCUCCGCCCGAUGUGCCCUCAGGGGUCGCACUAUUCCUCACCAUCCCCUACACCUUCUUCGUGCCAGAGCUGGUAUUUGGGUUCUGGGUCUGGAUCCUGGUAGCCGCCACCCAGGUAGCAAAUCCGCUGCUGCAAGGAUGGGUGAUGUACGUCUCGCUCACCUCAUUCCUCAUCUCCCUGAUGUUCCUGUUGUCUUAUGUGUUUGGAUUUUACAAAAGAUACGAGUCCUGGAAAAUCCUGGACAGCCUGUACCACGGCACCACCGGCAUCUUGUACAUGAGCGCCGCCGUCUUACAAGCGCAUGCCACGAUUGUGUCUGAGACCCAGGACCUGAAAAACUAUUUCAUAAACACCGCGGCCUCGUUCUUUGCCUUCAUCACUGCCCUGCUCUACAUCCUCCAUGCCUUCAGCAUCUAUUACCACUGAAGAGGCAGGGGCCUCGCCCACCUGGAAGAUGCUCUAGGAAAACCUGGAGCAUCGGCUCCUGGAAGUAGUUUCCAGCAUUCGCUGUCUGGAUGCGAAACAGAAGCUCAACGAUGACAUAGGGGAUCAACAGACCAUCUUUUCAGACUGAGUGAUGACAUCCCACUCAGGCAGAUCUGUUUGGACAUUUUAAUUCACUGUGAUGAAUAUGAAAAAGCCGGGGCUGGGGGGCUUUGUUGUUUUGUGUUGUUUUGUUUUGUUUUGCCUGGGAAAGUAACUGUCUCUUGGAAUUAUCUGACAAUGAACCUCGCUCUUCUGGAAAGCUAACAUCUGAAGCUAUUGCCGUGGAAAAUUCCAGCUCAACCGUCAUCACACCUGUUUGGUGACGUCACACCUCAGCCAGGAGAUUCCCACAGCAGGUUUAUGGGAACCGUCAUGAUUUCCUUAAAAUGGAAAUGGUGCUGUCAACGCUUUCAGAUCUGAAGACUCACAGACCUUGUUCCAGUGGUCCCACCUCUUUUGGCCGCCGUGGUCCAGACCCCCUGCCCCUCCCACCCUGCCCGACCCCCAUUCAUGUCUCCUCUCCUUCCCUCCCCAGAUUUGGGACCCAAGGGAAAUCUGUGUAAAAUCAGCUUUGAGGGUAGAUUUGUGGGGAAAAAGACGCAUGACUGCAAAAUUGUUAUACAGUAAGGACUCUGGGCGGGGAGUGGGGGGCACAAGGGGUCAGGAAGGAAAAGUUUUUUGUUGGGUGUUUUUGUGUGUGUCUAUUUAGGGCCGGACCCUCGGCAUAUGGAAGUUCCCAGGCCAGGGACUGAAUUGGAGCUGCAGCUGCCGGCCAACACCACAGCCACAGCACCACUGGGUCCAAGCCACAUCUGCAACCUACACCACAGCUCAUGGCAAUGCCAGGUCCUUAACCCACUGAGCAAGGCCAGGGAUCGAACUCACAUCCUCAUGGGUACUAGUCCGGUUCGUUAACCACUGAGCCACUACGGAACUCCUAACCUGCUUCUUAAGUCAGAUUGCUCAGCUGAAUGCCUGAGUCAGGCCUCCAAGAUCCGGCUGCUUAAGGACUGGCCCUCAGCAACGACCUUGGGGAAGAAGCCAGAUGUUACCUGCAAGGAUUCUCCUCAAAGAAGCCACAAAGGCCCCACCCCCAGGUCUUGCUUUUCCACGUGCCUCCCCCAGUGGUCCAGCUGGGUGGGGUCUGGGACCACCCAGUCCACCUCCUGCAGCGAAGGGCUCCCAGGGGCCUGGAUGUGCAAAGGCAUUUGCACUUCAGGACCAUUUUCAAAGGCAGCCAGAAAUGUAAGAUCCGGGUGCUUGAUCUCCAAGGAAAUGUUUUUCAAAAGAAGGCUGUGCUCUCUGCUCUCUGGCCCUGUGCUGGGGUUCCAGCUGCCUGUCCCCAGUCUCUGACACGAGUCAGGGUCAGUCUCCUGGCCUGAGUGAGGACUCAGCCCAGUAACGCCUGGGCCUGCUGCCAUUUUAAAAUGAAAUUAUUAGGUAGAAGGGACUUGUCUUAGCUGAUUCCAGGGCUUACAAUUUUGUAUCAACUCUUUUCUGCUUCCGGGGUGGUGGUGGUGGGGGAAAUACAGGGGAGGGGGAGUCAUGGAGAGAAAAUUCUGGCUUCACUUUUGACAGCUCACUUUCUAAUCCUAUCCCCAUUGCUUGAAAAGCCACUGUUUAUCUCUCACGUUAUUGCCUGGCAGCUGCUGGGAUGGUCACUGUUAAUAUUUACUUGAGUAGCCACAUCCAAAUAAAAGUCCUUUGUACAGUAAAAA
This is a messenger RNA of Sus scrofa (pig), 4451 nucleotides long. The record is from RefSeq and is a predicted model, not a curated record. Lineage: Eukaryota; Metazoa; Chordata; Mammalia; Artiodactyla; Suidae.